Symbiodinium sp. CCMP2592 is the source of this 1293-nucleotide messenger RNA. The record is from the annotation of a GenBank genome assembly. NCBI's taxonomy places the organism in Eukaryota, Dinophyceae, Suessiales, Symbiodiniaceae.
AUGCGCAUGAGGGUGUUGCUUGCUCAAGCUAAAGAGCUCAGCGGCGCGGAUGAUGAGGUGAUCAAGGGAUGGUGGGCUAUGGCAGCGGAAACAGCUGUUUCUCAACACCAGGCGUUGGCUAUGGGUCGGAAGUUUCCAUCAGCGGCUAGAUUUGGUUCGCGGGUGUUUACGAGGAGGAAGGGCUACGGUGCUGGCGGUACGGACCUCAAACCGAAAUGGAUUGGAGGGGUCUAUCUGGGCCCGGCUCGCUCCGUGCCCGGUGGACACAUGGUGUACACCGAUGAGGGCAACCUGUGGUUCACUACGAAUAUAUGUCAGUUCGAGGAGUGUGACCCAGGGACGGAUGGCGCUUCGGGACCCGCUUCCUCGCCACCUGAUCUACUACCAGCGCGACGUGUGAGGGGAAAAACAACGGCGGUGGAGCUAGCGAGUGGGGCUAGUCUACUACCAGGGGCAGCUGAUGGUGGUCCUCGGGAAGAUCCGGCUGUAGGGGCGCUGAGCUCCUUGAUUGGCUUGGCUAACUCGUCGGACUCGGAUGCAGAUGAUGAGUCGUGGUCUGUGGUUUCCAAUGGUCCCAGGCCAUGUGAACUAGAAGGUCAAGUUUCUUCCUCGCCAUCUACUACAAGCUCAAGGGGGCGAAACGGUUUUGCCGAGCGCUUUGCGAAGGAAAACCGCUAUUCCAUGGAGGAUUGCUUGAAGGUGUUGGAGUCGGAGCCCUUUGUCAAGACUAGAAAGCAGCGGGCUACUGCGUGGGGUGGCAAUGGUCCCCCUCCCAUCCACACCACUCUUGGUGCUUACCAACGAGGACCACAUGUAGGUGUGACGAACGCUACCGGCCGCCAUUCGGCCCUCUCCCACUACCUUGCUGAGUUUAUGAAGAAGUCUUGUGGUGAGAGCUGUGAGUUUACGUCGAUUACGGUGGCACGUGAUCUGUGUACUGAUGUGCAUUGUGAUCGGUUCAACAUGAGGAAUUCUACCAACUAUGUGCUGACGUUGGGAGAGUUCAAGGGAGGUGGCAUUUGGCAGCAGGGUUCCAACGCCGAGUUUGCCGACGUUGCGGUCGAGACUGCCUCGGGAGAUGUGCUCCAGGGCCACGUGAUCCCUGUUAAGGAUCGAGUCGUCAAGGUUGAUCCGAAGCGACUACACCGAACUAUGCCCUGGGAGGGUGGCCCGAAGUGGACUGUGAUAGCCCAUACCAUAGGGGCCCGGCGGAAUCUUGCAGAUUCUGAUGUGGAGACCUUGAAUGCUUUGGGGUUUCCGCUGUAUGCUCCCUCUGUGAAUGCCUUGGUUGAC